This is a messenger RNA of Pedinophyceae sp. YPF-701, 768 nucleotides long. Lineage: Eukaryota; Viridiplantae; Chlorophyta; Pedinophyceae. The record is from the annotation of a GenBank genome assembly.
AUGCCGUACUCGCUGAGGUCCCGCAAGAAGACCGUCGACCCCGAGAAGGCGGUUCUCGUCGGGCACUGCGGCGUCCCGCUCUGCUCCGAGUGCUUGCUAGGAGCCGACCAUCCCCCGUGUCGUCACUGCGGCCAGCGGCCCUCGUGCCACCUCGACCGUCACUGUCCCGAAGUCGCUGGCCAGAUCCAGGACGGCCCCGACGACUACGGGCGCACCGUCGCCGUGAUGGUGCUCAGCGUCGAAGGCCCCCGGCCGUGGGUCCUCCUUCAAAAGCGGUCCAACCACCUGUCGGGCGCAGGGCGGUGGGCGUUCCCGUCCGGGUUCGUCAAACACGCCAGCACGCCCGUCGACGCCGCACGAUCCGAGAUAGCCGAGGAGGCCGGGGUGCACCUGCCCGCUCCCGACGUGAGCCCUGCCGCCGUGACGCAGCGCGACUGGGCGGGCGAGGCCCCGAACGGCACCACGCGGAGGCGCCUGCACACCGACGUCGUGUUCUUGCUGUGGUGCCCGGCGGGGGUGCUGCCUCGGUGCGGCGGCCCGCUGCCGUCGCACGCGUGGGAGGUUGGGGCGUUCGAGGCCGGCGCGCUGUCGCGCGGGGAGGAGGGUCUGCCGGUUGGGGCGCGCGCGGCGUGCGAGGGACACGCGUGGGUGCCCGUGGGGCGGGAGCUGGCGAGGAGCCCGGGGCUGUGGAGGCAGGCGAGCGCGAGUGCGGAGUGGCUCGUCGGCGACGCGGGUCCGGGCCUCCUGGCGGGGAUCGCGGGCGAGUGA